Molecule: messenger RNA, 675 nt
Organism: Pyrus x bretschneideri (Chinese white pear)
Lineage: Eukaryota; Viridiplantae; Streptophyta; Magnoliopsida; Rosales; Rosaceae
Exons: 2
Coding region: 1-675 (224 amino acids)
Source: RefSeq, a predicted model, not a curated record
AUGUGCUUACACUAUCUGCACUCAAAUUACACUGAUCCUCUGGCGUCGGAGGAAAUUGAUAGUCAGUUUCGAACACUGUGUCUUCUUCAUACCAAAAAUAUUCCACUCGAGUUUGUGUUUGACAACAAGGAGAAGGCCCGGGAAGAGAUUAGGAGAUUUAUCGACAAUUUCUUCGACAGAGCUUUAUGGGAUAUAAUUAUAGUCCCAUCACAUCCAUAUUUGGGUCAUAUGCCCAGUGGUUUCCAGCAUUCCAAUUUGUUGAAUGGUCCAAUGACUACAAUAUUACAACAUGGGUUUCAGCAUAAUUAUUUACUUAAUCAGCAGGAUCAUAACAUUUUUGAGGCUCAACCUCCUCUAUUACCACCCCAAGAAGCAUAUGAUGAUGUGCCUGAUCAGUAUCAACCUAAUGUUGACAACAAUAAUAGAACUUUAUUCUUGACAUUCUCAAAGGGUCAUCCUGUUUCUAAAGAACUCAAAAGCUAUUUAAACAGGAAAUUUGGAGAUUGUAUAGAGUCAGUCUUUAUGAAGAAGCCUGUUCAUCCAAAUGACCAAUCACUGUUUGCUCAAGUUGUUGUUAAGUCUGCGUCAGACGCUACAAGAAUUCUUGAUAAACCGGACCAUGAGGGCAAAGUCAAAUUCUCAGUUAAUGGGAAAGAUGUUAAAGCCAGGCGAUAA